GCAAUCACAGCUCAGGACAAGAGUUUGGAGCAGCGAUAUGUAGACGAACCACUCAGCGCACUUUUUCCACCAAGUUUUUCCUUUGAGGCUUUUUAAUUGUGUCUAAAACAAAGUGAGCCGGGUUGCGCUGAGGGGAACAUAAAAGAGGCGACGGAGGCGCUCCAGCCAGGGAACAAGUGCUGUGAGAAAGAAACGCUUCAAAAGCACAGCCGCGCCCGGAUCUCACCCUACAGCACAGCGCGCGCUCUGCGUUCCUCUAGCAUGGCCAGUUCAAGUAAAGCGACUUUAAUCUUGCUCAUCUAUGGGAUCUUAAUGCACUACAGCGUCUUCUGCACACCUAUCGGACUAAAUUACCCUAGACUUGAAAACGACGCCUUCGAUGAGGACGGGAAUUCACUGUCCGACAUGGCUUUUGACAGCGACCGAAUUGCUAUACGAAGCCCUCCGUCCCUAAACGACGACGCAUACACUCUAUACUACCCACCAGAGAAGAGACCAGAAAGGCAUGCUGAGGAAGACUUAGAUAGAGCCUUGAGGGAGAUCCUGGGUCAGUUAACAGCGAGACAUUAUCUGCAUUCUCUGAUGACUGUUCGUGCAGGUGAAGACAACGACAUGGAGGAAGAGUCAGAGCCCUUAUCCAAAAGACAUUCAGAUGGGAUCUUCACUGACAGCUACAGUCGCUAUAGAAAGCAGAUGGCCGUGCAGAAAUACCUGGCAGCGGUUCUGGGUAGAAGGUACAGACAGAGAGUUAGGAACAAAGGACGCCGGUUCGCCUAUUUGUAGCGCUGUUAUAGCGCCCAAACUGCCCCCUGUGUAUAUACAUCCAGUCGUUAAAUCAGAGUCCUUCAGAUAUAUCUGACCAACCAGUGGAUUGCGCCUGUGUUCUCUCAACAUGUAUUUAUUUAUGUAUGAAGUAAAGCCAUUAAAAUGAAUAUUUUAUUAAUAAUAUCGUUUUUUUUUCUUUUUGUACGAAAGCACUUGAUACCGCAGUGGUGGACCAAUAUUUUAUUUUCAUGUUAAGAUGUUGAAAACAGCAAAAAAAAAAAAAAAAAAAAAAAAAAAAGGUGGUUACGAUAGAAGAAAAAAAAUAGAUGUGCACCUUUAACAUGCUUGAAAUCUUCAAAGGUCAUCUACAUUAUGCAGAAAAUAAAUAGAUUUUCAAAAGACAAUCAAAGUAUUGAAUGUUAUACUUAUUUUUGUAACCAACGUUCUAUUUUUUUAAGUGUUGUUUAAUUAUGUUAUUUUUUUCCAAACAGGCCCAAAGAAGCAGUGAGCAUGCUAUGUGAGGCAUAUCAUAAAUGAUAGAUGUUGUCCUUGCUCCCUUUAAUGGGAGCCCUGUGGAUUUGGACAGUUGGCUGCCCCUCCAAGGAGGCAUGGCUUUUGUUGGACAGCCUCUUAUUAGAGAGAUAACUGAACGACUUAGUGGUUUUUCAUUUAAUUUUUACAAAUAGAAAUGUCAAUUCCAGUCUUUGGAGGGGGGUUAAUGCCUUUAUUGAUGGUGAAGUUGCUAACCGUAUGCAGAAAACACUGCCUGCUCACUUGCCUCAAACUCAUUUCCAGUAGGAGAUAAAUUACACUCAACAGGACUGUGUAAAGAAUGUUUAACGCGUGUUUGUGUGGUACAAAACGUACACAGCACACACUCAUCUCAAUGUCAGCCAGAUUAUUUAGGUGGAAUGGGGUUCAGGUGUUGAUUGUAUUCAGGCAUAUAUUCAAGGAAGACGAUAAGAUACAAAAACAGGAGAACCUGAAAGGUAGCGCCAGAGUUCUAGUGGAGAAUAUUUACCUUUAUAUGGUGCAUGUGAAAACUGACACUGUGCUCAUUUUGUUGGCUUACAUUCAGCAUGUUGUUGCGCUUCUCUUUGUGAGGCAGGCUGUGUCCAAGCCUAAUUCAGCACCUCUCACUCCCCCUCAGAUGCUUUGUGACAAAAAAUGUGAAGAGAGGGCUAGAGGUGGUAUAUACUGGUACUGCACUGACAUGUUGCUCUUCAUUACCUCCCUUGCCACUGCUAUUGUGGAUAUGGGAUCCUAGUUUUGCUUCUUUGCUGAGAUUUUUUUAAUCCUCAAAGCAGAUUUUGAGAUCCAUUUAAAUGGGCAUGCUGAAUAGUUCAUUUGGCGGUGUUGUUGUUGAGCUGUUAGGAUGAAGCUGAUCCGUGUCGUACUGUGAGGAUGAGAGAGGUGAGAUGGAAGAGGAAGCCAGCGACAGCACUCACAAGCCAGUAGAUGCAGGCGAAUGUGGGAACACAAACAAGAAAUGACGAGAGUGGGUCGGCAUCGCCUCAGUGAGAUCAGGGUCAAUGAGUCUGAUAAGAAGAAUAUCAGACGUUGAAUUCCCCUCACAGAGUCCCAACGGGAGGACGUUAACAAGACCACUCUUGAGGUUUCCCUCUCAACUGAAUGAUAUGCCCUCCCACCAGAAGAAGGAGAUCCCCUCUGACUUUUACUACAGAUUUUAUUUUAUGUUUUCAUUCAACAUUAUGCAAAUGCAGCUUUCUGCACCCCCCCACUGGGUAGAAACCUCCUACAAUCUGGCUUUCCUUUCCCCACAUGCCUUUUCUGUGAGUGUGCCGCGUUCCUGUCUGAUCUAAUGUUUACGUGUGAGGAUGAGUGACUGAAUGCAAAAUGUGGAGGUGGAAACAGCUUUUCUGGCUUUGGUGCCUUGCUUUGAUGUGAGAAAUUAUAUAUAUAUAAAUAUAAAUGUAUAAAAAGAAGCUAAAAAAAUAUAAAAUUCGCCACAAGUGACAGAUGGCAAUUUUAGUGGCCCUAAGAUGCUGCAGUCCAUUAGCUUACAUUGAAACUUCCUUUUACUAUGUUUAGCUGCUCAGCUUAGUCCGCCCCAAUAGUAGUAGUAGAAUUAGGCUUUCGUUUUGUAGCAUGGCCAUUGACUUUAUUUUUUUGAGUGACAAAACGUAGAGAAGAAUAGAGCGUACGUGUUGGUGGAGCAGAAGAUGUGUGUGUGUGUGUGUGUGCAUGAGUUUCUGUGUCUGUGAGAGUUGUGAACAAUGUUCUUGUUAAAUAUGUAGUGUUGUUGAUUAUUUUCAUAUUGGUCGGUCCUUUAUUAUUCAGAAAACAACCUCUAUAUAUUAUUUAAAAAUCUGUGCAUCACCAUCUAGAACAAAAAAAGGGUUUCGGAGCAUAAAGGAGAUGUUUAAAUCGUAGAAAAUGCCUGUUGUUGAUAGCUCUGACAGCGCCAAAACGCCUUACUUCAUUGUGUAAUCUCUUAUCUAUUUGAAAACAAUGUGUUUUAAAAGUGAACCUCAGUGCAAGUGGCAUCAUUAGACACACAGGAGUCCUUAUUAAAUGGGGUUUUACGUUUCUCACUGUCAUGAAAGUGUUGUAAGAUUUGUAUGAAUAAAUUUUUGUAAACAAGAA
Molecule: messenger RNA, 3372 nt
Organism: Nothobranchius furzeri (turquoise killifish)
Lineage: Eukaryota; Metazoa; Chordata; Actinopteri; Cyprinodontiformes; Nothobranchiidae
Gene: adcyap1b
Product: adenylate cyclase activating polypeptide 1b
Biological process (GO): regulation of protein localization; adenylate cyclase-activating G protein-coupled receptor signaling pathway; neuropeptide signaling pathway
Cellular component (GO): extracellular region; neuron projection; perikaryon
Molecular function (GO): neuropeptide hormone activity; pituitary adenylate cyclase activating polypeptide activity; peptide hormone receptor binding
Source: RefSeq, a predicted model, not a curated record